Dermacentor silvarum is the source of this 4013-nucleotide messenger RNA. Its product is annotated as glutathione peroxidase-like. Gene Ontology annotation, biological process: response to oxidative stress. The record is from RefSeq and is a predicted model, not a curated record. Gene Ontology annotation, molecular function: glutathione peroxidase activity. The transcript is spliced from 3 exons. NCBI's taxonomy places the organism in Eukaryota, Metazoa, Arthropoda, Arachnida, Ixodida, Ixodidae.
CGGACGUUACAGAAAUCAGUAAUCUUUGAGUGAUUCGGAUGCGCCGCAUCUGCGAUACUGCGAGCAACGACUGAACAUGCUAGCGCUACUCGCCCUGGCGAUGGUGCACGCAGCCACGGCGUUGGUCGCGGAACCGCGGCCACGCAAGGUCGAUUGCGACAAGCGCGAGGCCGGCAACAAGUCCGUGUACGACUUCAGUAUCUCCGAGCUCGCUGGGGGACGCGAAUUGAGCCUGGCUCAGUACCGAGGCCACGUCCUGCUGCUGGUGAACGUGGCCACCUACUGAAGGCUAACCUACACCUACACGGAACUGAAUGCACUGCAGAAGAAUUUCGGGGCCAUGAAUUUCACCGUGAUUGGCUUUCCCUGCAACCAGUUUGGCAAGGAAGAGCCGGGAAAUAAUUCGGAAAUUCUGAACGGCAUCCGUUACGUGCGGCCGGGUAAUAACUUUACGCCCAAUUUUCCUCUGGUGGAGAAGGUGGCAGUGAACGGUAUCACAGAGCAUCCGCUGUUCACUUUCCUGAAGAGUCGCUGUCCGUCACCGGUCUCUGGGUUUCAGCCGAAGGAGAUGCUCUUCUACGCACCCCAGGACAGCAGUGAUAUUCGUUGGAACUUCGAGAAAUUCCUAAUCGGUCGCAACGGAACUCCACUUCGCCGAUAUGAGUCGGACUUCCUCCCACUCAGUAUGGUCCGCGACAUUGUCGAAGCAAUCACGCACCAAAAUGCACCACCGAUGCCACGGCAAUCUCACCACUAACUCACUCGUGCAUACCUGAAAUACUCUUGGCACAAAUGUCAAGGUGUCUAUAAGCACCCCAAGCGUAACGAGAAAGCAAAAUAACUAUAGGCAAACGUGAUGAACGAGCAGUUGACAUCCGGCAUAUUGUGGCAAGAUGAGAGUACUUACGACGUACAGUAACCCACAAAAUAUUACGGACCAUGAAAUCUGAGAAAAAGCUGAAUAUCUCCGCAGCCCCACAACGCAGCCUGGUAUUUGCAUUUCGGGCCUCGAAUAGAAUAUGCUUGCAAUGUCGUAUACAUUUUUACUGGACACUGCUACAGGCCGCUCAGAAUUGAACGUUUUCUGAGAUCCCGUGGUCCGCGGUUGAUUGUGCACCAGGGAACGAAAAUGGUAUACGAAUCAAGGGUUCCUACAGAGAAACCGAACAUAUUCGCAGUUUAAAGCACGUACCCUGCAACUACAGAGUACUGCGCUCAUAAUCUCGUUCUUCUUAGAUUCCAGCUAUAAGCGUUUGCAAAUAUUUUACUUCCUAAAUGGAAUGGCAUUCGACAUAAAAACAUGAAAUAUAAGAAACCGGCCUUUAAAGUAUUUUAGCUUUUUACUGCUUAAAGUCCCAUAAUAAAUAUGUGGAAUUAUCUUGAAGUGAAAUAGCCACUGUUAUCUGGAACAGUUUUCCACAUACCCGUACUUAAUACCUGGAAGGUUCUUCUACACACGUGUAACUUGAACGAUGUUUAUGUGGGACAAUGUUUCACAUACUUAAACAUGGUUCCAGUUACACAUAUCUCCAACAUAGAUACGUAAACGUAUAGUUCACGUUACAAGUGUGUUGGGAAAUGGUCUAGAUGAUAGGUACGAACAGGUGUGUUAAAGAUUUAUCCGGAUAAGAGUGGAUAUCUCACUGGACCACAAUUCCACAUGUUUGUUGUUAUGAGAACAUAAAUAGUAAGCAGUUCUUAUAUAUGGAACACCCUUUCUUCAUUUGUUGUGUUUUAUGGAGACCGCCGUUCCAAUUAAGUGGCGAUAUUUGCAGAAAUGCUCCACUAUCUAUAUGGAACCAAAGUAAAAGGAGAUUAGUAGUGUAUAGUGAAAACUUGUCAGAGCGAACACAGCAACGCAUUCGUCUACUUUGUGCAAAGGUGCAAAGAAAUUUCGUUUCCUAAGUUUUUCGGUGUGUUUGUAUACUUUUUCUCAAGCUUAUACGUCUAAAUUCCUAUCGUGUGAACGCAAGUGACUUAAGCUGUUGCAUUACUAGCAGCAACUUUCUCCGAGCCUCUGCCCUUACUGUUGACGACGUAAAUUGUAAUCUGGAAGGAAAAAAAUAAUUUGGAAGGACAGCAACAGAGCUCUGCUUACUGUCCUGACUAAGUGCUCUUUGAGCGAACUGACCAACAGCACUCAUCGAUGGCUGCCUGAAAGCUAUGAUGACUAAUUUUCAUUGGCACAAGCUGCAUCCGAGUUUAGAAGCACCAAAACUGUAUGUAUCUUGUGCUUCCAAGAUCCAUCGCGAGCGGCGGACUGUGCUGUCGGCUGUAUUAAUACAGUAGGCCAGGGCGAGCCGUCAGGCAUAAGGUAUAAAUUGUUAAGUUUAAGAAUAAUAAGCUGUUCGGCAAGGUCCCUCUGUGUUUCGUUAUGUAUUCAAGUAUCGGCUGCCACCCAGCAUCACGUAAGUUUUCUCUCAGCACGCCAUAGACAUAUACGAGUAUAAGCAACUUGUCGUUAAAAGCUGCGGUGUACGGACUCUCGAUUGGAGACCGUUAAAAAUUAAUGCAUUGGUUUCAUGUACUUACAAAUUUAUUCAUUCAUUAGGUUAGAGUAGGUUAGGUUAUGUUAGGUUAGGUUAGGCUAGGUUCAAAGUCAUUUCGUUCAAAAUCAGCCAUAAUUGCACUGAGCCUCUUGUCUUCACUUCCCGAAUUGUAAUCUUCUCCGCCACCUUUCUCCUUCACCCAGCAGCCAUGUCGUUCGGGGUGCCAGCGUGGCCCGAAUGACGAGCUGCCCCGAAAGCGGCGUCGCAGGAGCAGCUCCGAAGGCAGCCGUCCGUAUACAGACUCUUUGUGCAUUCGGGGUCCACUGCGUCUGGCGGCGAUGGCCUGCGAGUGUCCCAGUGCGACUUGGCUGCCCACGUUAAAUGCAAAUCAUUACAGCUCACCAACUUUGUCAGCUUCCUCAUUUCCGAAGAAACGAACCCUGCGGAACCUUGUCGCGCCAGAGCAGCGGGGCAGAUCUACGUCCUGCUGUAGAAGCCUUGUAACAAGUUAGAUAUCACCGAAAAAUUUCCACCCAAUAAUAUUUAUUGCCGAAAUAGCAAAUGAGGACGUUCAUUAAGACACCCGCAAAAGACGCGAACGAAGGAGCUGCGACCCGUCUGCCUGUGCCGUCACCUACAGUCAACCACAAAAUUUUACAGAACAGGAGAUCUGAGAACAAGCUGAACAUCUGUUCAGCCUCGCGACGCAACCUAGUAUUCGUAUUUACAGCCUCUACCAGUAUAUGUGAACAACAUCGGGAUGUUCGGUUUCACUGACUACUGUUACAGGCUGCUGGGAAAUUGAACGUUUUCUGAGAUCCCGUGGUCCGUAAACUUUUGUGGUUGACUGUACAUGGCCCAUGGAAAGGUUCAAACAGGCAACUGUUGAAUUCAGGAGAACUAAGAAUUCCUGAGCAACAUGAAGCAGUGCGUCAGGGCGCAGUGAUACCUUAUCGCCAAUAGCUUGACUAUCACUCAAGUGGUCAUUCCGAUAGCGUGCGUUCAGCGCCGCUGCUCACAGUCGCUGUUGUUUUCUACUGGUGAGUUUGUCAGCUGGGCUAUUUUUGAAAGCGUCAUUCUUUCCACACAAAUCACAAGAACCGACUCCUACAUUUACUGAAAGCGGAAUAAUUUGUAGGGCGUUCUAAUAAAGUAAAGCGAUCUCGCCUAUAAGAACUGCACUGUGCUAUACCUGAAGUGAACUGCGCUGCAGUGCGUAUGGUAUGCUUUUCAGGGUUUCCCAUAUAGUGGAAACCGUUACCAGCUGCAGCCAUCUAUAUCGGCAUCAAGUUCAUAAGGAUUCGCGUCCCUCCCGCUCUUUGAAAGCAGCUUCUGCCUCAAAGAUACCCGUAUUAUGCGCGUAUGCAUACGAAUGCCAAAGAUAUAUAGCUCACUUCAAAGUGAGCAUACAUUUACCGGAAAUAGCGAUAUUUUUGCCUCGUCUUCCGAUAGUACGUGGACACCCAUCUAUCUACAUGGCUUAUAAUGGCUAAUAAACUGUAUCGUCAUCACCAAAAAGGCCUU